CCAUAAGUUGCUGAGUGCACGAUUAGAUUGUCAGUCAGUGACUGAAAUAUCUACUAAUCAGUUAUCAUCAUUUACAUACAUCUCUCCAGUUCCAUUCGACUGAUUAUAAACGCACAAGAAAAUCAUUGUUACCAAUUUAUACCAGAAAAAUCCGUUAUUAAUAAAACACGUUCGUAAUGGCGAACGAAAAGAUCCAAGACUUUACAAAGAAAAUGUUAAGAGAGAAAGUUUUUUCAUGUGGCGUCUGUAAAAAUUUGUUGGUGGCUCCAGUGAUGACGGUUGAAAAUAUUGGUGACGUUUGUCACGAUUGUUUCCAAACCAAGAACGAAGAAAAUAGUUGGAACAGCUUCCCAAACACAAGAGUAGACGCCAUAUUGAGAGAAUUAGAAUUUCCAUGUAAAUUUCAGUCAGAGGGUUGCGAAAAUGAAGCACUACUUUACGACGACUUGAAGCGACACGAAAAUUACUGCAGUUAUCGCCCGGUUAACUGCUUAAUGCCAAAACAAGAGUGCGAAUGGGUGGGUACACUGGUCGAUUUAUUUAAACACUUCGAAGAGAAGCAUGAAACGCACGUUCUGAACGAACAGUGCGGAGAAUAUUCUUUCGAGAUCAAUUUACAAAAUUUCGAUACAGUAAUCAAACUGUUUACCCACAGAAACAGGGUGAACGUUUUGAGGAUAGAGAAAGAGAAGGGAGGUAACAGCUUGCUGCAUUUCUUGAAAGGGGAGUUAAACAUGUUUGUAAAAUAUGCAGCCGGAACUAACAUCUACGAGACGAAGCUUCCAGGUUUAUCGUUUGAAGUUGCAUGUGAGGAACAAAACGGACAAAAGAUUCAACUUUCUACUUUGAAGGAAGUUAUGCAACAAGAUGAGGUGGUUAGAGUUGUGAUUAGGCCCGAAAAGUACGUAGUAAAGAAUGUAACUUCUGAAAUUACGAAGCAAUUGGAAUGUCCCGUUUGCAAAGAUAUAAUGAGGCAACCGAUUUUCCAGUGUCCUGCUGGGCACAGCAUCUGCCAAUCGUGUCGCAGGAAAGUUGGUCAGUGUCCGACUUGCCGGAAAGAUUUUCCUCAAGAAAACAUCCGGAAUUUUUUGGUCGAGGCCCUUACACCGUUUGUGCAAUACGAGUGUGUUUAUAGUCAGUUUGGUUGCACUUCGAUGCUUUUAGGAAGCGAAAUAGACGAACAUGAAGACAAAUGCACGUAUCAGACAUAUGAAUGCCCUAAAAGUAAUUGCAAAUUCAAAGGCAAUUUCUCUUCUUGUCGAAAUCACUUUGAAGUUGAUCACGCUGAUAGCUUAAUUACAGGAACCGCGUACGAAAAAACUUUUACCUUAGCUAAAAAUCGCUGGGGAACCAGAAGUAAUGAUAUAUAUUUUUUCGAAUAUGGUAACAUUUUUCAGUUAUCUUUUAAUCGUCAAACUGAUUACUGCGAAUGGAGUGUGCGAAUUUUGACUAAGUACAAUAAACAUGAUAAGUAUUACUUUACUGUUCGCGUGAUCAAUUCAGGUGAUACACAGUGUUUUAUAGCCAAAUCACAGUGGUGCUUAGAUAGAAACGCCGUAGAUAACAGCAAUAUUUCCUUUACGAAAGACAGUUUAUUGCCGUACAAUGAUCAAAUUUCAGGUCAAAUGACAUUUUGCUGCGAAAUACAAAAAAAUAAUGUUUGUUUAAACCUGAAAAAACGAGUUUAAGGUUGUUAUUAUGCACCUAUAUCGUAUAUAAUACUCCUAGUCUUUUACCGCAAAUUCACAAUACAGUCAUAGUUAUAAGUACAGUGUAUAGUUGUAAUUAAUACAGCCUAGUUUACAUAAAUCAAUGUUUUUUGUAAGCUAUUACUCACAAAAAGUUUUCAUGUACCUAAUAAAAUUAGAACAACU
This is a messenger RNA of Zophobas morio, 1874 nucleotides long. RefSeq lists its product as uncharacterized. The record is from RefSeq and is a predicted model, not a curated record. Bases 177 to 1688 code for a protein of 503 amino acids. Gene Ontology annotation, cellular component: cytoplasm. Gene Ontology annotation, molecular function: zinc ion binding; ubiquitin protein ligase activity; ubiquitin conjugating enzyme binding. The transcript has 2 exons. Lineage: Eukaryota; Metazoa; Arthropoda; Insecta; Coleoptera; Tenebrionidae. Gene Ontology annotation, biological process: multicellular organism development; proteasome-mediated ubiquitin-dependent protein catabolic process.